AUGAGGAUUAACUAUAACUGUGUCUCUCUUUUACUUCCACAGAGAUGCCCUAUUUCCUGGAGCCUAUUAGCAACGUGACGGUACCAGCAGGUAGAGAUGUGGGUCUAGCUUGUGUUGUCGACCACCUCGGCUCGUAUAAGUUAGCGUGGAUCCAGCGUGAUCGUUCAGCCAUCCUGACGGUCGGUAAUCACGUCAUCACCCGCAACCAUCGCAUCGGGGUGUCACAUGAUGGUCACCGUACCUGGUACCUUAAGAUUAAGGACGUGAGGCCAGGUGACGCGGGGACCUACAUGUGUCAGAUCAACACCGCCGUCGCUAUCAGCCAGACCGGCCACGUCAGCGUUGUUGUGCCUCCGUACAUAAAGGAUGAGAUGAGCAGCAGGGACGUGGGCCUCCUGGAGUGCAUGGACCUGACCCUCGCCUGCAGUGCUCGAGGAUCACCUGUGCCGACCAUUAAGUGGAGGAGAGAAGAUGGCAGUAAUAUACGUGUUAACCUCACUACCUCCAUGGUGGAGGUGCCGGGGCCACUCCUACAACUGACGCAGGUGAGCAGGACGGAUAUGGGCGCUUACCUGUGUAUCGCCUCCAACGGUAUUCCUCCCUCCGUCAGCAAGCGAAUCCAGGUGGAGGUGAAGUUCCUGCCGACGGUGUUCGUACCACAUCAGCUGGUCGGUGUCCCUCUGAGCCAAGACGUCACCAUUGAGUGCUACAUCGAGGCUUAUCCUGCAGGACUCAACUAUUGGAAGAGACCCAACGGCAUUGAGGUCCUUCACUCCGAUGACAAGUAUGAGGUGAAGGAGGUGGUAGGGUCACAGAAAUACAAGACCCACAUGUUGCUUACCAUUAGCGACGUCUCCCUAGCGGAUAUCGGUGAAUAUAACUGCAUCGCCAACAACAGCCAAGGAGGCGCUGAACAGGUGGUGAGAGUGUCAGCGUCUAACCCCGUUCAGUACAACCGCAAUGCCCUGGAAAAAGGUUUUGACAACAAGGAGAUCACAUACGGCAAGUCUUCCCUCUCGGCCGUUAACUGGAGCAAAGAUAACGACGCAUCAGCCGCACUGAAAGACGAUCAUGACGACCACCACAAAUGGCCCCCAAGGACACCCAACACCCAGCAGCGACAAACCACCAACAAGAGACUCCCCAACCAGAGUUUCGAUCACGAUUCUUCUUCGCCUCCUUCAUCCUCUGCAGCUCCCACCUCCUCCGCGUUCUUCCAGAGAGAUUGUAUGUGGCUGCAGCAACUGGGCACAAUCACUUGGCCCAUCGUUCUCCUGACAGUGACUUUACAAGGGUAUAGCGGGCAGGUUGAGGACGUGUGGUGUUUGUGGUAGUGUCGUCCCCCUGCCCUCUAGUACCUGCCUGUAGAAGGUACGCUGGUGUAGGUGAUCCUCUAUAGUUCGUUAGUGAGGUGUGACUGGUUUGUAAUUAACGGAGGCCAAACUUGUUGUUCUCUCUCAUAAGAUUCUCGCGGUCUGAGUCGUAGACCUAUAAAGUGUGUGGUACCUGGAGUGUUCAUCAGCUUGCUACCUCAUCAGUGACGGGAGGUGUAGGUCUUUGGCUCUCCUGCCCUGCACUCGACCUGCCCUGCCAUUCCCUGCCCUCCCUGCCCUGCCCUGGCCUACCCUCUAAAUGCCCUGCC
Molecule: messenger RNA, 1642 nt
Organism: Homarus americanus (American lobster)
Lineage: Eukaryota; Metazoa; Arthropoda; Malacostraca; Decapoda; Nephropidae
Product: lachesin-like
Exons: 8
Coding region: 45-1334 (429 amino acids)
Cellular component (GO): neuron projection
Source: RefSeq, a predicted model, not a curated record